GUCUUCCUGAAGGUGGGGUUCGGGGAAGGCCAGCCCGCGGUCACGCCGGCUGUGGGAAGGGAAAGUGGGCUCCCCGGGCUACUGUUUCCGGGUGCUCGGGGCGUGGGCCGAACGGGGGUCGGACCGGGGAUCAGGAGGGUUUCCGGGAGCGCCGCGGGCGCUCGGCAGGCGGGAGUUGAGGACUAGGCCGGCCGCGCGGUUGACUCGCCCCGCGGAGGCCUCACCGCGAGCGCGCCUGUGGGGGUUUCCAUGGUGACAGUAAACAAGCCUCAACUGCCUCAGCUACAACUGCCAAGUCCCCGGGGUUCCACCCUCUAGGUGCUCUGAGGGCCGGCGAGGUUCCGGAUGUGAGUGGGGAGCGUGGAGACAAGAAGCCCGAGGUUGAGAACAAAAAGAAGAUGCACCUGGACUUUCCCCGGAGCCCUCUGCGUUUUUAAGGCGUCGGGUGGAGUUUGGGUUCGUAAGCUGCGUUCAUUAUUGAAAAUAGAAGUCACUUCUACCUUCCUCCCCUGGAAAACUUACUAUCUUCCAUUAAGUGUUUCCUACAGAAGGCAUCUGUGGUGGUUCUUUAAGCUACAAAAAAUUGCCCAGGCUUGUGUGACAACAGCCCUGUCAAGUGUCCAUGAUGCUGGGCCCUGAGGGAGGUGAAGGCUAUGUGGUCAAACUCCGUGGCCUACCCUGGUCCUGCUCAAUUGAGGACGUACAAAACUUCCUCUCCGACUGCACCAUUCAUGAUGGGGUCGCAGGUGUUCAUUUCAUUUAUACUAGAGAAGGCAGGCAGAGUGGUGAGGCUUUUGUUGAACUUGAGUCAGAAGAUGAUGUAAAAUUGGCUCUGAAAAAAGACAGGGAAAGCAUGGGACACCGAUAUAUUGAGGUGUUCAAGUCACACAGAACCGAGAUGGAUUGGGUGUUGAAGCACAGUGGUCCAAACAGCGCCGACAGUGCCAAUGAUGGCUUUGUGAGGCUUCGGGGACUCCCAUUUGGAUGCACAAAGGAAGAAAUCGUUCAGUUCUUCUCAGGGUUGGAAAUUGUGCCAAACGGGAUCACACUACCUGUGGACCCGGAAGGCAAGAUUACAGGGGAGGCCUUCGUUCAGUUUGCCUCACAAGAGUUAGCCGAGAAAGCUUUAGGGAAGCACAAGGAGAGAAUAGGGCACAGGUACAUUGAAGUGUUCAAGAGCAGCCAGGAGGAAGUUAGGUCAUACUCAGAUCCACCUCUGAAGUUUAUGUCUGUGCAGCGGCCUGGGCCUUAUGACAGGCCUGGCACAGCCCGGAGGUACAUUGGCAUUGUGAAACAGGCAGGCCUGGAUAGGAUGAGGUCUGGUGCCUAUAGUGCAGGCUAUGGGGGCUAUGAAGAAUACAGUAGCCUCAGUGAUGGCUAUGGCUUCACCACUGACCUGUUUGGGAGAGACCUCAGCUAUUGUCUCUCAGGAAUGUAUGACCACAGAUACGGAGACAGCGAGUUCACAGUGCAGAGCACCACCGGCCACUGCGUCCACAUGAGAGGGCUGCCCUACAAAGCAACGGAGAACGACAUUUACAACUUCUUCUCUCCACUCAACCCUGUGAGAGUUCAUAUUGAGAUUGGUCCUGAUGGAAGAGUGACCGGAGAAGCUGAUGUUGAGUUUGCUACUCAUGAAGAAGCAGUGGCAGCUAUGUCCAAGGACAGGGCCAACAUGCAGCACAGAUACAUAGAACUCUUCCUGAAUUCAACAACUGGGGCUAGCAAUGGGGCUUAUAGCAGCCAGGUGAUGCAGGGCAUGGGUGUGUCAGCUGCCCAGGCAACUUACAGUGGCCUGGAGAGCCAGUCAGUGAGUGGCUGUUACGGGGCCGGCUACAGCGGUCAGAACAGCAUGGGUGGAUAUGAUUAGUAUUGUAGGAACAUGAGUUAUUUCAAUCAAAAUUUCACAGGCAGCCAAUAAGCAGUCAAGAGCAGUUUAUAACUAGAGGAAGCUGGGGGACCCACUUUGCACCAUGAGUUUGUGAAAUCUGGAUUAAAAAAUUACCUCUUCAGUGUUUCUCAUGCAAACUUUUCUUCUAGCAUGUAAUAUUGAGUAAACUAAAACUAUUUUCUUCCGCUUUUCUCAAUUAACAUUUUUGGUAGUAUACAUAAGAGUGAUGUUAUCUGAGUUAAGUAGUUUAUAAGUAUGUUGAGUGGAUCUUUAAGCACACCACAGUGAACACACUGGGGACAUGUACUUUUCUGGAGAACUCAAAGGUGCUAGAUCCCUGAUGCAAAGAGAAGCAUUUCUCAUGUUCAUUCUAGUUUAUAUUUUCAUUUAAAAUCUUUAGGUUAAGUUUAAGCUUUUUAAAAGUUAGUUUUGAGAAUUGAGACACAAUACUAAUACUGUAGGAAUUGGUGAGGCCUUGACUUAAAGCUUUCUUUGUACUGUGAUUUCCUUUUGGGUGUAUUUUGCUAAGUGAAACUUGUUAAAUUUUUUGUUAACUAAAUUUUUUUCUUAAAAUAAAGACUUUUUCACAAUGA
Arvicanthis niloticus (Nile rat) is the source of this 2484-nucleotide messenger RNA. RefSeq names its product heterogeneous nuclear ribonucleoprotein F (gene Hnrnpf). Gene Ontology annotation, molecular function: RNA binding. NCBI's taxonomy places the organism in Eukaryota, Metazoa, Chordata, Mammalia, Rodentia, Muridae. The record is from RefSeq and is a predicted model, not a curated record.